Bipolaris maydis ATCC 48331 is the source of this 4545-nucleotide messenger RNA. RefSeq names its product WD40-repeat-containing domain protein. The record is from RefSeq and is a predicted model, not a curated record. Gene Ontology annotation, molecular function: protein binding. NCBI's taxonomy places the organism in Eukaryota, Fungi, Ascomycota, Dothideomycetes, Pleosporales, Pleosporaceae.
AUGCGUCUUCUCAAGGUUGAAGAAAAUGGAUGCCUCUCUUUCGCCGAGUUCAACGAAGGCACUAAGCCACCGUAUGCGAUACUUUCGCACAGGUGGGGAGCAGAAGGGACAGAGGUAACCUUCGAAGAUCUGCAAGGGAACAAGGGCGAAGAUAAGCUCGGCUAUGAGAAGAUUCGCCUCUGCGGGAAUCAAGCACAGCGAGAUGGUUUGCGGUAUUUCUGGGUCGACACUUGCUGCAUCAAUAAGGCAAACAAGGCUGAGCUGUCGCGGGCUAUCCAGUCCAUGUUUCGCUGGUACCGGGACUCGGCUCGAUGUUAUGUCUAUUUAUCGGAUGUCUUGAGCCUACCACUGGAUACUACCCUGACAUCCGGCCUGCAGGAAUCCAAAGUCCAAAACAGCGAAUGGUUCACCCGAGGCUGGACACUCCAGGAGCUCCUCGCACCCAGUUCGGUCGAGUUCUUCUCACAAGAAUGGAGGAAACUUGGUGAUAGAAAAUCGCUAAUACAAGAAGUGCACGAGGCAACUGGGAUUCCGUAUUUAGCGCUGCAAGGAGGUGCACUAUCUCAGUUCAGUGUCAGCGAUCGGCUGCGGUGGAUUGAAUACCGGCAUACUACAUGCCCAGAAGACAAAGCAUACUCCCUAGCGGGUGUUGUCGAUAUCGAUUUGGCGCCAUGUUAUGGCGAGGGUGUUGAGGGAGCGUUCAGACGACUUCACGACGAGAUUGACAAAUCAACGCGUUGUAUUCAAGACCUAUGUGGCACAGACUCGCGGAAAGACAAGCAGCGCAUUGAGGAGAUGAAAGGUGGCCUGUUGAAAGAUGCAUACAGUUGGAUCUUUCACAAUGAUAGUUACAUGAAUUGGUACACGGACCCGGAGAGCAGGGUGUUAUGGAUCAAGGGCGACCCUGGCAAAGGCAAGACGAUGUUACUUUGUGGCAUCGUUAACGAAUUGGAGACGUCUACCCCGAUGAGGAACACAAAGUUAGUAUCGUACUUCUUCUGCCAGGCCAACGACCCACGGAUUAAUAGCGCUACGGCUGUGCUACGUGGAUUGUUGUACUCGCUUGUGAACCAGCAGCCUUCUCUCGUGUCUUGUGUGCGUAAAAAGUACGACCACAUAGGCAGAAAAGUGUUCGAGGAUGCGAACGCAUGGAUAACCUUGGAAGACAUCUUUGCGGAUGUACUCCAGAAUCCGGACCUUCCUCCUACUACCCACCUGAUCAUCGAUGGAUUAGACGAGUGCGUUACUGAUUUACCAAAGCUUCUUGAUUUUAUCAUAAGGCAUUCGUCUACCCCCCGCGUUAAGUGGAUUGUUUCUAGCCGCAAUUGGCCAGAAAUCGAGGAUCGCCUAGAGCAAGCUGGUUCCAAAGUUAGGCUGAGUCUUGAGCUAAAUCCGACUUCUAUUUCAAAGGCGGUCAAAUUUUUCAUUGAACAAAGGGUCUUCGAACUUGCGAAGCGGAACAACUACGACGAGCGGACUCAACACGCCGUGCUAGACCAUCUGACAUUGAAUGCGAACGAUACCUUCCUCUGGGUAGCCCUAGCAUGUCAGCAUCUUCAAGUAACGGCGAGGCGAAACGUUCUAAGGAAAUUACAAUCGUUUCCGUCUGGAUUAGAUGCCCUAUACGAGAGAAUGAUGCAACAGAUCAGUAGGAAGGACGAUGCUGAGCUCUGCAAAGAGGUGCUGGCUGCGGUCACGCUCGUCUACAGGCCUAUCACGCUCAAGGAGCUCGUGACGCUUGUUGCACCGCUCGAAGAUCUGACUAGUGACGCAGAGUUACAAGAGAUCAUCGGUCUUUGUGGCUCCUUCCUCACCCUACGAGAACAGAUUCUGCACUUUGUGCACCAAUCAGCGAAAGACUUUCUCCUUGCUAAGGCUACCCAGGAAAUUUUCCCCGCUGGACAGGAAGCUGUUCAUCAAGCCAUCUUUGCUAGAUCACUUCAAGUUAUGUCAACAACCCUACAAAAGGACAUGUACGGACUGAGAGCGAUAGGCACGUUGAUCGAAGACGUUAAGAAGCCCAAGCCAGACCCAUUAGCAGCAAUCUCUUAUUCCUGUAUCUAUUGGAUCGACCAUCUAUGCGAAUCAAAGCCCAUAGCCUCCGCGCCUGAUCCAGAACAUUUGCGAGAUGGAGGGCUUGUUGAUCGGUUUCUUAGAAAAACAUUUCUGUACUGGUUAGAAUCCCUCAGCCUUUGCAAGAGUAUAUCCCACGGCAUAGUUUCGAUGAACAAGCUACAUAUGUUAGCACAAGAACAAGGGGAGAGAACUUCCCUCACUCGGCUCGUGUACGACGCAUAUCGUUUUAUCAUGUACCACAGACAAACGAUUGAAAUCAGCCCUCUUCAGACAUACAUAUCUGCGUUGCUAUUCAGCCCGACAGACAGUCUGAUCAGAAAAUCCUACCAUCAUGAAGCACCUGAGUAUAUCUCGAUCACAACAGCUAUGGAGAGUACCUGGGAUGCAUGUCUACAAACGCUUGAAGGACAUAAAGGAAUAGUCUACUCAGUAGCCUUCUCUCAUGAUUCAUCACGUAUCGUGUCUGGGUCAUAUGAUUGCACAGCCAAGAUAUGGGAUGCCAGCAGCGGAGCCUGCCUUUUGACACUGAGAGACCAUGACGACACUGUGUCCUCAGUAGCAUUCUCUCAUAACUCGUCACGAGUCGUUUCAGGGUCACAUGAUACCACGGCCAAGAUCUGGGAUACCAACAGCGGUGCUUGCCUUUUGACAUUAAGCGGCCAUAGCAAAUAUGUCCGCUCAGUAGCCUUCUCUUAUGAUUCCUCAUGGAUCGCCUCCGGGUCAGGCGACUUCACUGUCAAGAUCUGGAACUUGAAUAAUGGAGAGUGUAUCCAGAACCUCGAACAUGGCGGUAGUGUUAGCUUAGUAGCCUUCUUUCAAGGUUCUAAUCGACUAGUAUCAGCAUAUGGGACUGGCACAGGAACGAGCAUCAUGGUCUGGGAUCUAAACGAAGGCAAACUUUUAAAGACUUCUGGAGAUGUUGAUAAUGACUUCAAGUCAGUAUUCUUCUCACACGAUUGCACUAGAGCAGCGUUGAUCACUUCGGAUCCAGAGGAAAGAAACAUUUCAGUCUUGGAUUUGGACACUGGCGAGUGGUUGAAGACACUCAGGGGGCAAGAUUCUGCAGUUCAGUCGGUAACUUUCUCUCGCAACUCGACCCAGCUAAUAUCCGGAUCAACCAGCGGUUCUAUCAAGAUCUGGGACGUAACUACUGGAGAGUGUCUUCGAACAUAUGAAGGCAAUAGUUUCUGUGCUAACUCGAUGGCCUUGUCUCACGAUUCAGCUUAUCUGGUAUCUGGGGCAGACGACGGUACAGUCAGAAUCUGGGAUGCAGUUAGUACCGCGUCUUUGCGGGCUCCAAUGAACCAUAAUGUCGGAGUUAGAUCGUUAGACUUCUCUCCUGACUCGGCACUACUGGCAUCCGCAUUCAGCAACAACACAAUUAAAAUCUGGCAUGUGAGUAGUGGAAAGUGCCUGCAAACACUCAAAUGCCAUGAUUAUAAGGGCAUUGAGAACGAGGAAAUCAAGCAUAAGAUCAGCUCAAUGGCCUUUUCUCAUGACUCAACCUUGCUAGGAUCUGGAUCACAGGACGGAAUAAUCAAAAUAUGGGACGUAAGCAAUGGGAAGUGUCUCCACACACUGGUCAACAACGGUCAUGUCCGCCUUGUAGUCUUCUCACAGAACUCUGCCUGCCUGGCGUCUGUGUCCUCAACAUUAGAGGGUUGUACUAGUAAGCUCUGGGAUCUGAGCAGUGGCAAGUGCAUCCAAAACUUCACGUUUUACGACGUCUGGAGAACAAGAGGUCAUUUCGGAUCGGCAGCCAUGUCCCACGACUUGUCACUGAUAGCAGUGCCAUCUGAUAGCCAAGACAUUCAUAUUUUGAACACUGGCAAUGGCAAGAGAUUCCAGACGCUGGAGAGUCAUGGAGAAGACGUUGCUUCAAUAGCCUUUUCCCAUGACUCCACCCUUCUUGCAUCCGGAUCAUUCGACAACACAGUGAAAAUUUGGGAUCUAAAGCGCGGUGUAUGCCUUCAGACUUACAAAACUGGUAUAUGGAUCUUAAAGAUGAAAUUUGAAAAUGCUGGACCAUAUCUUCGUAUUGGCAUUGGCACCAUCAAUAUUAGCGCUGCAUUAGACGUAUCGUCGCUUUCAAAUAAUUCCAAGCGUUGCGUUCCUCGAUUUCACGGAGUUAGCGUAAGUUGGGAUUCAGAAUGCAUAAAAUUUGAUUCAAAGCUCGUUGCUCAGAUACCUCGAGCAUAUAGGGCAAAAACUUCGAUCUGGGGAGGAGGACACAGGAUCGUGUCAGGGAAUACUAUUGCUUUCGCCAGCCGUUCCGGAAUCGUGUCGAUAUUCAAAGUCGACGUCGAUAAGCUUUCAGCCUUGGAAUUAUGAUUUCUUAUUCAAUUGAGCUAUGAUCUCUUUGUUCCAGAUGCCUAAGGACAAUCUGCUGUACAUAUACUGCUGGUUUGCCAUGGUGCAGCCUCGAAUACCUCUAGAGAAUUCUAAUAGACUCCAAGUUUUCCACUUCUG